Messenger RNA from Centropristis striata (black sea bass), 2043 nucleotides. RefSeq names its product harbinger transposase derived 1 (gene harbi1). The transcript has 7 exons. The record is from RefSeq and is a predicted model, not a curated record. Lineage: Eukaryota; Metazoa; Chordata; Actinopteri; Perciformes; Serranidae. The coding region runs from base 141 to 1181 and encodes 346 amino acids.
UUAGCAAGUCAAAUUAUAUUUUUUUAAAUUAAUUUUACCAUAAAACGAGAAAUAAAACACAUUCCAGUGUCGAAUCUGCGAAUGAGCGUCACCAAGAUCCUGUUGUUUUGGUUUUGACAAAUGCUGCAGCUCUUCAAAGCAUGGCGAUCCCAAUAGCGAUCUUGGACUGUGAUCUACUCUUACACGGUCGAGGUCACAAGACUCUGGACCGCUUCGACCUGGACUCUGUCUCGGACAGCUUCCUCCUCUCACAAUUCGGCUUCCCCAGAGAGUUUAUUCUGUAUCUGGUGGAACUACUCAGAGAGGCUCUCUGCAGACGUACCCAGCGGUCCAGAGCCAUCAGUCCUGAGGUCCAGGUGUUGGCUGCUUUGGGCUUCUACACAUCUGGCUCUUUCCAGACAUCUAUGGGAGACACUAUAGGGAUCAGUCAGGCGUCGAUGUCAAGAUGUGUGUCUAACGUGACCAGAGCCCUGGUGGAGAAAGCGCCCGAGUUUAUCACGUUCAACAGAGAUCAAUCCAGCACAGGGCAGUCCUUCCAGGAGUUUCAGAGGGUGGCUGGAUUCCCAGGAGUCCUUGGGGUGGUGGAUUGUGUUCAGGUCAAUAUCAAAGCUCCGAACAGUGAAGAUUCGUUGUACGUGAACAAGAAGGGGUUUCACUCUGUGGCCUGUCAGCUGGUUUGUGAUGCCAGAGGAUUGUUGCUCAGCGCAGAGACGCACUGGCCAGGAGGACUCAAAGACACAGAGGUCCUGGCAAAAUCUGCUCUUCACAAACAGAUGCAGGACACAGCAGAGGGCUGGCUGCUGGGUGACCGCCGGUACCCUCUAAAGAAGUGGUUGAUGACCCCGAUAGACUGCCCAGAGUCCCAGCCGGAGUUUCGGUAUAAUAUGUCCCACACUGCUACACAUGAGAUAGUGGACAGAACCUUCAGAGCCAUCCAGACCAGAUUCAGAUGUUUGGACGGCACCAAAGGAUACCUACAGUAUUCUCCAGAGAGGAGUUCUUCCAUCGUGCUAGCCUGCUGUGUUCUCCACAACGCCUCGCUGCAGUCUGGCUUAGACGCCUGGACCCUGGAGAGAACAGACCCUCUGGAGCAGCCGGAGAGCCUGGAACAGAGACCGGAGGACCGCGACAGCCAGGCAGAGGAACUCCGCAAACAGCUCAUAGUCAACCACUUCAGCUAAACUGCUGGGCGAUCUCAAAAUCAAGUAAAAAGACUGGGACCAAAGCAAACCAGUUAAACAAAUGACAUUCACAGUAAAACAAGAAAGUCCACAGACACAGAGUUGCUGAUGCAGGUUUUUUAUAUUUUGCUGGUUUCUACUCUACUGACUACACUAAGAUAACAUAGUUGUAUAUGGAGGAACAUGCAAGACGCUAUACAACAAACCAAGACAACAUUAUACCCAAACACAUUUCAAAUAACAGGAAAGUGCCUGAUUAUUCCCUCUCAAUCAUAUUCAUGAAGAGGUUGGAAUAAUCAGGCACUCCCUGCUGUUGUACAACUAUUUAAACUGUGUGCAGCUGCUGUGUUACCAAGGAUUUUUUUUUACAAGUGGUCUCCCUCCCUUUAUUUUUUUAACCCCUCCCCAAUUUACAUUAUCUCCCAACGAUCCAAUGAUUUUCUCUCGUUAUUUCUCUCCACAGGUUAAAAUCUUGGACUAUGUCACAAUACAAAAACAAGGCCCUUAUUUACAACAACAACUGCACAUUAGGGUGUCAUUAGUUAUGUACACUGGUGCAAUAAGACUGUUACGGGUGAGAAUGACAGGAUGUUUGUGCAACGGGCUGCAGUCACAUGAUGUUUUUGUGUACGCACACAAAAUGAAACAGACAGAGAUGAAUAAGAAAAACAAAAAAAAACUUGUUAAUUGUGAUUUCAUGAGUCAGAAUUGUGAUUAUUUCUUUCAGGAUUUUGACUGGGACAGCGAAUCGUUAUAGCUUUUAAUUUGAAGGAAUUUUAUGACAUUUACUUGUUUAAUUUAUUGUUGUUUUUUCUCACAUUGUUGGAAUAGUGGUGAAGAAAUAAAGACCUUUUUUUUCUUA